CUCAGAACCAGCAUGGGUGCGCCAGCGCAGCUGACGACGGCUACAGCGCACGGAUCAUGAUGAUGAAGGCUCUGGCGACGACCACGACAACGAGGGCGGUGAGGCCGUUGGUCGCCACUCACGUGCCAGUCAGGCGCGCCCCGUCAGGUCGCCCAGUCCGGGCGGUGAGGCCGUUGGUCGCACGAGGCCAAGUCGGCCCAGAACGUCCCAGAAGGCUUUCAGAGAGCGCUCCGGAGCUCGCUCCCAGAACGACCGUGGCGCGCGGUGCGCCUCCAGACCCGCAAGCUCUCAAUGGCUCCCCACCUGUCUUCGUACGAACUUGCCCUUGUUUUGCCGCCGUCUUAGCCAGGAUCACCUCCGGCAACCUCCGACCUCCUGCCUCCGCGCCGCCCGCCUCUCCAUGACGGCGGCAGAGGGGGCCCGGAGCAUGGGCGCGGAGCGCGGGUACCUCGAUGGCGGGCCGGGGCAGCAGGACGUCUGGCUGGACCACGGCGAGGCCCUGCGGCGGGAGGCGGAGUGGCUCGAGAGCCGGGGCGCGGAAGGUGCCCUCGGCAGGCUUGGAGCUCUCCGCGGGCCUGGGGGCCUCGGGGUGUGCUUCUCCGGCGGCGGCAUCCGCUCCGCCAACAUGUGCCUCGGCAUGCUGUGGCGUCUUGCCGAGGGGGGCCUCCUCCCGGAGGUCGCCCACCUCUCGGCCGUCUCCGGCGGAGCGUUCGCCAGCUCGGCCUUUGCCACGCACCUCGUGGCUCUCUAGCUCGGGGGAGUACGACUGGGGCCGGAGUGGUGUGUCGGUUGCCGACGUCAACAGGUCGGACAUUGAGGCAAUCCGGAGAACCAUUAUUCAGUUUGAGAUCAAUGCUAACUACCCGCUAAGGCCUUGCAAGUGCUUUACCAACCUCCAGUGUAUAUGGGUGCAACGGGUAUUAGCAAUCUCCGUUUUCUUCAUGUUUUGCUUCUUCAUUGUUGCCGUGUACCCAUUGUUGUUUGGGGCUUUGUUGACGUUGCCCGUGGCAUCCUAUUUCCAUGUAUUCUAUAGCGGUGCCUUGCGAGCUCAAAUCUGCUCGCCUCCGUUUUCGUGCAGCGACGCCGACUGUGACGAUGCGUUCGUCAGUCCAGCCUCGUGGCCGUUCUUGCCUUUAGAUGUUUCGAUCGACGAGGAGCGCAGUUUAUACGUGGUUGUGGGCAUCGUGGUGCUCUCUAUGAUUGGCAUUCAUAUUUCCGAGGCGCUGUCGCUUUUCCGAGAAGGUUCGCUGUCUGGGGGUAAGUCUUGGCAGAGGUCCCUAAAGCAUUUCGUCCGUGGCUUCGACUCUAUGAUGAAGAGGGUCCUCGCUCUGAUGGUGCUGAGGAAAGCUGUGAUGACAACCAUUCUGUUUUCGCAAAUGGUGAAUUACGGAGAGGUUGGGCAGAUUGCUCAAGUCGCCCUAGGCCAGAUGGGACAGAAACUCAAGCCACCGCCGGAAGUUCCACAGGGGUGGUCCCUCGAUUUUGACUUAGGUAACUUUUCUUUCCUGACUGGUUUGGAUAAGAUGGAACUUCGCGGUGGGGUCAAUGUGAUCAAGUUUGAUUCUUGGUACACAUGUGCCAACUAUACCAUGUCUCGUUGGCAAGCGAAUAAUAUGCUUAAGGUCAAGAAUAGAUCCACUUUGGAGAUUAGCGACCAUCCUGGGACUCCUGACGUUGGUGUGCAUCGACUCGACGACACCUGCGGCGACUGCAACUUCGUGCCGCUGACGGCAGUUUUUAACCUCAGUCUGGACGACGGUAGCCCGCACGAGCAACCUGCUUGUUGCCCCGGCGGGCACAGGUAUUUUUGGCACGACCUGGCGUAUGGUGCAUACUACUGGGGCAACGCGGGGAGGAUUGGCGAGGCCUGGAGCGGCGAGGGGCCGCUGAACUCCUCCCGAGCCAACUUCUACAGCGCGUGGUUUCAGAGCUGCCGGAGCCAGUACGAGGCCAUGUGCUUCAUCCCUCCCCAGACAGUGGGCGGGUCUUAUAUCACUGGAUGCUGCAGUGCCGAUUUUACGCUGCUUCUGGUAGGAGUCGGGAUUUCUUUGCUGAUGGUUGGGUGCUUUCUGUAUCGAAGACGCCUACGGCGAGCCAUCGCCUCAACCUUCCUGAUCGACGCGUCUGUGUGCCCAAACGUUGGGCCAAAGCCUGGUCAAGAGGCACGGUGGCGGAUCGUAUUUGGGCCAGCCGUGGCAGUGUAUUUCAUUGGGUCAAUCGUUCAGUGGCGAACCCUCGGCCCGUUGACGGCCAGCCCAUCAGCUGCUGGGGAAGGACAGACACUUGUUGCCCGUGUAUUGCCGUUCACGCAUGUCUCAGGUGAGGUACUUUUUGGUAUUCUCAUGGUCCUCACCAUCGCCCUGUUCCCCUUUCUUGGGUAUAUCCGGCGCGUGUCCAACAAAUACUACCGCAGCUGUCUGGUGAAUUCGUAUUACCACGGAGGUAAGGAUGUGCUCCUCUCCGAGUGCGCUGAGGUACCUCUAUGCCCAAACCUCCUGUUUGGUUCUACGCUCCUUUUGCACCGGAGCGAGUAUGACCAGAAGAGCUCCUUCGGGACGUUUUGCAUCUCCUCCCGCCUCAUCGGUGGCCCGAGGACCCGCUACGUGAAGACGCCAGCAGAGCUGUCUCUCGCUCAAGCCAUGGCCUGCUCUGCCGCCGCCGUCGACGCCGCAGCCCUGACUAAUUUUGACUCUUGGACGUCGCGCUUCUGGAUGUCCAUCUUCAAUUUCUCCCAAGGGGAUUGGCUUCGGGUCCACUCGCAGCGUCCUGGCUCGCGCUGCAGCCGCACGAAGGAUGCAUUGCCCUUUGCGAUCGCGUUUACGACGGUUCUGAUACUUGUGACGACCACAGACGUUGCCCAGACGAGGGGGUUCUGCGACUUGGGGUUUACCUGCAUGAUCGUCGCGGUAUGCCUCGGAAGCAUGUGUUUCGCCGCGACCUUCUUCAUGCCGCUCUCUUCUUGGCUGGUGCGGACUCUGCAGCCAUCCCCGCUGGUCAGGAUGUUGCAAAUGGUGUGCGUCCUCACGCCGGUGAUGGACAAGGAACCGCCGCCGUACAUGUACCUCGGGGAUGGUGGGCUUCUGGAGAACUCUGGCUGUCUGGAGCUGCUCUUUCGCCAGGUGCCCCUGAUAAUCGUAAUGGAGGCGGGCGACGACCCAGAGAUGCAGAUGAGCGUCUUCAAAAAGCUCCUGGCGCGCGUUCAGACUGAGCGCAUCUGCUCCUUCUUCGUCGAGGAGAACCCCCGCCAGAGCGUCUGGGAGGCGAUCGACGCGUACCAGAGGGACUCCUCCCGCACGUUCUUCAGCGUGGGCAUCCUCUACACGGCAGCGACCCCACGGGGCAGGCCGAGGCCGCAGGGCCCAGGAGGACCGGGCGCCUCUUCUGGAUCCAGAACCGCCCGGGCGGGCCGCGGGGCCCAGGCGAGCCACCAGCGUGGUCCUGGGUGAGCCGGCCGCAGUGGGGCAGCUUCUUCCCUCGCGCAGGC
Prorocentrum cordatum is the source of this 3484-nucleotide messenger RNA. NCBI's taxonomy places the organism in Eukaryota, Dinophyceae, Prorocentrales, Prorocentraceae. The record is from the annotation of a GenBank genome assembly.